Molecule: messenger RNA, 668 nt
Organism: Apis florea (little honeybee)
Lineage: Eukaryota; Metazoa; Arthropoda; Insecta; Hymenoptera; Apidae
Gene: Stg-1
Product: stargazin related protein STG-1
Biological process (GO): postsynaptic neurotransmitter receptor diffusion trapping; neurotransmitter receptor transport, postsynaptic endosome to lysosome; neurotransmitter receptor internalization
Cellular component (GO): postsynaptic density membrane; AMPA glutamate receptor complex
Molecular function (GO): channel regulator activity; voltage-gated calcium channel activity
Source: RefSeq, a predicted model, not a curated record
UAUUCUCGUCUCAAAUCUCUCUCAUCGGUAUUUUCACAUUUUCACAUAGGUAAUGACGUAAUUCCGAAAAUAGAAAAAAAAGGAAAAGAAAAAUUUCGACGCGGAACUUUUCCCAUUCGUCCAACCUUUCAUACUCAUAUUUUUUUACGCAGAUGCAGUUACCAAGUCGGCAAUGUUCUUCUUCGCUGCAACAUCGCUGCUGGUGGUAGCCGAAGUUUGUUACUUCACGGCUCACGUUACUCACCCGAGACACAGACUUUGCGUCUUUGUCGCUGGCGUGGUCUUCAUAGUUUCCGGUUUGUUAAUGCUGGUGGGAAUGGUGAUGUACAUAUCUGUAUUCAAAGCCGAGGUUGGUAGUAAGCUUAGGCCAAGAUCGUCGUUUCAGGGGCCGCCCUUCACCUACAGGUACGGAUUCUCAUUUUUGCUGUACGUGAGUGGCUUCAUCACGACCGAGGUCGCUGGCACUUACGCCAUCUUCUUGUACAUCUCUUGGCACCAGAAGGAAUUGGUACGGAGAGACUCGAGGCGAAAAAAUUACGGGGUUGGUAGUAUUAGCUUCUUUUAUACGACCACAGCUUGGACCGAAUUAACAUCCGCUUAAAAAGUUUUUUUCGUUACGCAAAUCGGAACUAUUAGUCCCGAUUUGGCAGAAUAUCGGCCCGAUUUUC